GGACAAAAAGGACAAAAAGGACUCAAAGAAUGAAAAGGAUGAAAAGGACAAAAAAGAGGAAGAGGACAAAAAGGAGGAAGAGGAGGAAGAGGAGGAAGAGUACGACAUGGAUGAAGAGGAUGAAAAGGAGCUAUCAUACCCACCAAGUGUUGUUGAAUCAGAAACUGGCAAACAAGAAAACGCAAAGGAUGAUGUGAAACUCCAAGCUGAUUCAACAAAGGACUCCCCUGCAGCUUCCAUGAGUGUUGGACUUAGAAAACCUGCAAAAGUGAUUCUUGGAAUAGAUGAAAGUGAUCUGAGGGCCAAAGUACAGCUGCCUUGGAAGAAAAAUCUUAAUUCGAGGAUAGAGGAAAGAGCCCAGGCCAUGCAACAGAAAAUAUUAGAGAACGAUAAACUGAAGAAGGAACAGGAAAAGAAGACUACAAAAACGGUCCCUAGGGAUGACUUGGCUAAAGAGUGGUUCAAUCUCGAUAGCAUGACGCUGACUACCCGGGCGUACUUGCUGGACAAGCUUCUACCCACCUUGAUCCCUGGAGUGGAACAAAUGCUGAUGCAGGUGGAGAAGAAGAAGCUGUUGAGCCAAGCUGACAUCCCAAGCAAGUUUGAUCCAAUUAAUUAUUUGGGGGAAUAUUUAAUGAGACACAAUACUCUUUAUAUCAAAGACCCAGGAAUGUCUGGCUACCAGAGGGUGAUGAAAGAGGUCGCAGAAGAACUGAAGAUACAUGUUCCUGAUACGAUCAACAACAGAAUAUCUAAGAUGAAGGAGAAAGUGAAAGAGAAGAGAGAACAAAGAGAGUAUAUAAGCACAGUCAAAGUCAAGGUGGCCAACAUGAGAAAGCAGGCUCUGGAGGAGCAGUUCAACGAAUGGAUUCUCAACCCCAAAGGAAUGAUUCCAAUAGUCGUGAUUCAGAAUGUCCUUCAUGAUUUUUUUCAGAAGCCAGAGCUGCAUCUGGAAUCGCGUUGCAAAGAUGUGGUUAUCAUGAAAUCAGUGGAGGUAGGACUGACCCAGGAGCAGUUUGUACAAUACGUUUCUUCAUAUGUUACGGAUUUGAAAAGUGAAGUAUUUGAGGAAUUCCUUAAACACCUGUGCCACAGUGCAGACAAAUUCCGGGAGAUCAUAAUGACUGACAUGCGGAGGCAGAUAUUUGCUGAACUCUUCCUACAGUGCGACAGUGGGAAGGUGAUGGCCUUGGAUCGGCAGAGAACACUGGCCUUGCUGGAAGCGUUCUAUGACCAAUGCUCUUCCUCCACUAGGAGUUUACUCCGAAACCCAAGACAGUGGCCAUUUGUCGAAUUUGAGGAGAUAGAGUUGACUGAGUUCUGGGGAGACAUGGAUAUUAAGAAGCACAUUUAUGAAGACUUCGAUGCACUGCUCUUAAAGAUGAAUAUGUUAGUUGCUGAAAAACUUGCAGGCAAAUUCCCAGAGGACAAAGAUCUCCCACAACAGCAGAAAGAGAUCAAUACAGACCAGGAACAUUCAUCAGACUCAACAACGGAGCCAGGAACUGCUGCACAACUGACCUCACAAGAGACACCCCACAGAGUGUCACUUACAGGACAAGGACAGGGCAAAGGGCCUCGCAAAACAUCUGCUUCAAGAAAAGGAUCAGUGGCAGAGCAAAAGUCCCGAAGAAGCUCCGUUGUGAACGAAAACCAGCAGAGAGGUUCGGUGGCAGAGCAAGGGUCCCGAAGAAGCUCAGAAGUGAACGAAAACCAGCAGAGAGGGUCGGUGGCAGAGCAAGGGUCUGGAGGAAGUUCAGCCACGGAACAAGAGCCACAAACAGGGCAAGACCCAAACAGAGAUUCAGUGCCAGAACAAGAAUCACAUAUAGGGUCAAUCACAGAGGAAGGAACACAGAGAGGGUCAAUUUCAGAACCCGGGCAAGGCAUAGCAUCAAUAACAGGACAACGCAGAAAGUCAUCUGUAGAUGACGCUAGUAGUUCUCCAGAAACAGGGUCGCGCAGAGGAUCAGUGAUAGAUCAAGGACAGCGCAGAGGGUCUGGAGGUCAGCGCAAAGGGUCAGGAGGACGCAAAAUGUCAAUUUCAGAAUAUGGACCACAGCAAGAGUCCAUAACAGAAGAGCCCCUCAAAGAGUCAGAACAAGGAUGGCAAAUAGACACCAUUCAAGAAGAACAUGCUGCAGACUCGGCUCCACAAUUAGAAGAAGACAGCGCCUUAAAAGAAAGUAAAACCUUGGAAUUCAAUAAAAUGGAAUCUCAAGAAAAACAGCCUUUGCUGCUUAUCAACGAAGAGCAAGCCCCCACGGAUUCCGAACAGCGUGAAGACGUUCCCAUAUCCAGUAAAAAGGAACGUCCAUCAGGUAGCCUAAAAAAAGGAACUUCAAAAAGGGAUUCUCAGAAGGACAAAGCCUGUGAACCAAAGCCUCAGCAUGUAGAAGGAAAAAAAUGGUCAGGAGAAUUUUUGAUUUGUGACUGGAAGAUGAAGCAUGUCAAAUCUGAAGAUGAGGAACAGGCCAAAUUAAUCUGUGGUGACCCCAGAUUCACAGAUCUACAUGCAACUAUUAGGAAUUUUCAGACUUACAAGGGGAUCAAAGGGAGGAGUGCCUUCAAUGGAGUCUCCCUUGAUUUGCUGCAGUUUGUACAGCUCCUGGAGACAUUUGUUGGCGAAGACACCUCCUACAGCCUCAGCGAGAACCUCGCCUCCUUUUUUCAGAAGAACUAUUCUGAAACAAAGCAAGAGAAAAUUAAAGCCUUAGAACAUGCCAGACAAAAUUCCUUCCAAAUCCGACGGAGAAUUCUUCUGGAAGCCCUCUUUGAGAAGUGGGACAAUGAUGGCUCAGGCUUUCUGAAUCUGAAUGAAGUUGAUGAUCUCCUGUAUACAUAUAAGGAGGGAAUGGAAAGAGAAUCUAUGAAGAAAGCUAAACUGCACAUAAAAUUUCCAAAACCGAGUCCUGGUCAGGAAGUCAAACUGUCCUCAAAGCAGUUUCAGAGGUACAUAGAACUGGUCGUUUCUGAACUCAGGGGCAAUGAAGACCAAGUUCUGGAAAGCGUUGUGGAAUUCCUGAUGGGUUCUUUAGAGAGGAGCCACAUCGAGGGUCUAAGGAACUGUGCAAGGCGGAAAUGGCUCCAUCAGAUUCAGUACGCUGCAGAGACAAGCGGGGUGUCCCUGGAGCCAGUGUACACUGAGACCUUCAGGGCCCUCACCCAGGAUGCUGAGGCUCACGGAAAUAAGAAGAUCAGUGCUCACAUUUCCCUCCUAGAGGAAAACAUACUCCUACCUGAGAGAGGGCAUGUUCUCUUGAGGAAUGUGGCUUGUACUCUAGAUGACGCUCCGUUUGUCCUGAACAAAGUGCUCUACAGGGACAUGAAGGGAAUCAGCUUUACAGUAGUGGAUGAAGGCAAGACAAUCCAUGUCCCCCAAGUUCAGCACCAUGGAAAUAUCUUCUUCUGGAACAGUUCCCGAAGUAAGAACGAGCAUAACGGGUCGUUCCUGGCUCUGCCUCUUCAGGAUGCAUACAUGAGGAUCUUUGGGGUCCUGGCAGUUGACACACUUCGAGAUCCUCGUGAAAUAAACAUCUUCUUACCUCAUGAGAUCAGAUUCUACCAGGGUGUUGCCAAUGCCUUCAGCUCGGCUUAUCACUACGUUCACAGCAGAGAGCACAUCCUGCACACUGUGAUUAAUGGCAUCAGGUGGCUCUUCAAUAUCACAUCUGGCAUCACCACCAUCACUACAUGCUUCAUUGAACCUAGCUCAGAACAGGAAGACUAUGUUUUGCGAAAUAUGAUGGUUACAGAUUGUCUCGGUCAAGCAGAAAUCCACACAGAUCCCCCGACCAUCUUGAGAAACUCAUGCGUCUUCAAGGACUUCCUCUUUAAAUGCACAGACACUUCAGAAGUUAUUUUGGCUUCUUUCGGUGGAGAAACCCACAUUGCUAUUCCACUUCGCCAGAGAACCAAAGAGGCUAUGGGAGUCCUCGAUGUUAACAUUGGCCAGAGUCGGAUGCUGGUGUAUCAAGAGUAUAAGGAUCUACAGAAAAUGACGAAGAUGAUCCAAAACGUCUCCUAUGAAAUACUGGGCGAAUUCUCUGGAGAAAUCGAGAAAACUAUGGUUAUAGAGAUGGAAAAGGCAGGAGAGGUGAAGCGGGCAGCAAUCCUUUUCUUCCGAACCAUGCUGCAGGAGGUCCAGGAAUGCCUCAGCCUCCUCGAUUCCAUGGACUUUGUGUCGCUGCUGCUCUAUGAGCACAAACAACAUCUCGACUUGGUUCUUCAACACACCAAUCCCCAGGAGGUGGAAACCAACGUGGCACUUGUACAUGACAUCCUGAAAGGAGUCAUCUUGUUCUCUCAACAGGAGAAAGAAUCUUUCGUGGACGUGGAAGAGUGGGAAAGAUGGAAGUUUCACAUUAACAAGUACUUAAUUGAUGAGAUUUGUCAGUUUGAUCCAACUGCUAGCAAUGUGGAAAUUAAUGUAGAUCUUAUUACAAGAUAUAUCCAAGAUCAUUCUCGGCUUGAAGUCUGGAAAUUCAACAACAUUGUCAUUGAACUCCUGUACCACUGGAUAACCAUUUGUUUGACUCUCAUAGAGCUAAACAUCCAACAAGAUAUCUCCAUUAUACCUCCAUUGCCCAAGAAGAGUACCACCUCUAUUUAUGCAAUAUCCUCAGAGAGAUCAAUUCGAGAGAAGUUUUAAGGAUUGGUACCGUACGGGGACAUGUUGAUUGUGUCCAAUGCUGUUAACCAUGAAAUAUUUUCAACUGGAAAGAAUGCCCCACAGACAUAUUUUGCUCCCAGAUACGCACCCCAGUACUCUCUAAAGCCAAAAAUGCCACCUACUUAAGGGAGAGAGUGUAUCUAAAGAGUAUGCAUCAAUGAUAACCAUACCCCAAUGUACCAGAGUGCAUAAUAGAAUGUCCUUUAGUUUUAGAGUUCUGAUUGACAGGAGACUAUCAUAACUACUUGGGAAGUUGCUUUUCAUUAAUUUAAAUAGCAAAAUAAAGAAUACUGGGGGUCUGGGCAAGGAGAAAUGGCAGCUUUUACACUGAAAGAGUACCAAACAAUAAAGACUUUGAGAACUUGUAA
Molecule: messenger RNA, 5040 nt
Organism: Mastomys coucha (southern multimammate mouse)
Lineage: Eukaryota; Metazoa; Chordata; Mammalia; Rodentia; Muridae
Gene: Efcab5
Product: EF-hand calcium binding domain 5
Exons: 23
Coding region: 107-4651 (1514 amino acids)
Molecular function (GO): calcium ion binding
Source: RefSeq, a predicted model, not a curated record